This is a messenger RNA of Chaetomium strumarium, 2048 nucleotides long. Its product is annotated as tubulin domain-containing protein. NCBI's taxonomy places the organism in Eukaryota, Fungi, Ascomycota, Sordariomycetes, Sordariales, Chaetomiaceae. Gene Ontology annotation, cellular component: mitochondrion; cytoplasm. The transcript is spliced from 5 exons. Bases 114 to 1664 code for a protein of 516 amino acids. The record is from RefSeq and is a predicted model, not a curated record. Gene Ontology annotation, biological process: mitochondrion organization.
AUCUAGCCCAUUCAUCCCAAUGCAUCCACUUCAGGUGUGAACAACUUGAACCGAAUCGGCGAUGAUGAGGUUGUCACGCCUGGUAACACUCAUAUUCCUCACAUUUGUCAAAUAUGCAUGAAAUCAUCACACUUCAGUUGGGCCAGCAGAGUAACUACCUGGCCACUCAUUUCUGGAACACCCAGGAAUCCUAUUUCACCUACUCGGAAGACCAAGAGUCUCCCAUCGACCAUGACAUCCACUUCCGCCCGGGGCUCACCCCCGACGGCACCGAGACCUUCAUGCCGCGCACCGUCAUCUACGACCUGAAGGGCGCCUUUGGCACCCUCCGCAAGAUCAACGCGCUCUACGACGUCAACGAGGAGUCGUCUCCUCCUCAAGCCCUCUGGCACGGCGCAACAACAAUCCACCGCGCCCCCGCCCUCCCAGAAUCGGCCUACACGCAGUCCCUCAACGCGGGGCUGCCCCCGCCGCGGCCGACGCCGUCCUCGGUCCGCUUCUUCUCGGACUACGCCCGCGUCUUCUUCCACCCGCGCUCGGUCGUGCAGCUGCACGAGCACGAGCUGCACUCGUCGAUCGCGCCCUUCGAGCGGCACGCCGCCGGCGAGGAGCUGUUCGCCGCGCUCGACCGGGAGCACGACCUGCUCGACCGCGACCUGCGGCCGUUUGUCGAGGAGGCCGACCACAUGCAGGGCGUGCAGGUGUUUGCCGGGUUUGACGAUGCCUGGGGCGGCUUUGCGAGCCGCUAUGUCGAGCGGGUCAGGGAUGAGUACGGGAAGGUCCCCGUGUGGGUUUGGGGUCUGCAGGAGAGGAUGGGCGGUGUUGCGAGGGACAAACGGCUGUUGAGGCUGGCCAACAAGGCAAGGACCCUUACCGAGAUAUAUAAGCAGGCUUCGGUUGUGGUGCCGCUGGCUGUGCCGGAACGGUUGCCUGGCGCUGGGAUACAGCUCGACCCGGCUUCGCGGUGGCAUACGUCAGCGCUGCUGGCGGCGGCCGUGGAGAGCGCAAUGCUGCCGUCGAGGUUGAAGGACGCGGCGAGAAGGGAGACGAUGGGCGGGAUGGCCGACGUGCUGAAUGCCAUGGGGAAACAGAGCGUUGCCGGACUGCAGAUGAGCUUCGCCCGCUCUGAGUCCAACGCACAGAAGGACACCAGGCAAAGGAGGCUGACCGAGGAACAGCUCUCGGAAGGCGUGCAGCUUGAUAUCCGAUUUACGCCGUCAGAUCAGCUCGACUUGUACUCCCGGUCUAACGGAUUCGACAGGCCACGCGUGUUUAGCCAGCUGAUUGCCUCGCGGGGGUACGGCGACGAGGAAGCCGAGCAAGCCGAGGAAGUGGAGAUGGACGAGCAAGGACGGCGUGUGCGGCGGAGCGCUUACGAGCCUGUAACCAAGAGCUACAACUCGCCUCUCAGAUUCCCUGUCCUGGAUAGCUUCCCUGAGAUAUUUAGAGCCGAUGACGGCGAGGCACUGACGGGAGCUCUGGAUAUCACGACCAGCUUGUCGACGGAUUCGUCUGUGUCUAGCCGGCUGAAGCAGCUGCGGACGACCGUGAUCCGCUCUAUUGGGCUGGAGGACCGUGAAACCCUCGGGAACGAGCUCAUGGAGAUGGCGGACGAGUACCACGAAGGAUGGUCGAGCGGGAGUGACGACGGUGAGGAUGAUUAACACGCAAUCACAGGAUGGUCACUCCCUGAGUUGUUUGACUAAGUCACGUUUUGGGCAACGUCGAACAUCUUAUGAUAUAUAUGGCAAGAUGCGCCGAUUGACAUGCACCACGAUAUAUCAUUCCGGAUUUGGGGCGUUGCCGUUGUCAACUAUACCUCCAGACGCUUCUCUCAGGUUGGGCACACCUGACUUGCCCUAGGAUCGCUCUUGAGUGCAUUUCGCGGUUCCGCUGUCACUGGAUGGUCUGCAGACAACGGACCCAGCACGACACGCGCGAUGGGCGGAGAACUCAGCUUCUUUAAUGGGGCAGCUUGUGCCCCCAAAACCUAGUGUCUAUUAGUCUAGGAAGAUCUAAGGUAGUUACAACAUUCCAUACACAUGCGA